Messenger RNA from Caenorhabditis angaria, 2230 nucleotides. The record is from the annotation of a GenBank genome assembly. Lineage: Eukaryota; Metazoa; Nematoda; Chromadorea; Rhabditida; Rhabditidae.
AUGGCUGAAAAAUCUGGAAUUGUACAAAAAGUGAGUUUUUUUUUCCAGAUUUUCACUGAAAUUUUUGAAAAUUUUGCAGAAAAAAUCGGGAAAAUGCGCGAAACGCAGGCUGAAAUUGUCGAGAAAGUGAGUUUUCUACGAUGCUCCGCGUUUACGCGGUGAAAAAUGAUGAAUUUUGAGCUAGAAAUCGUCGAAAAUGACCGCGUAAUCGUGGAGUAUCGUUUGAAACUACGAUGCUCCGCGUUUACGCUGUUGAAAAUGAUGAAAAUUGCGGUUUUUUGGAUUUCAAACGAUACUCCGCGUUUACGGCAUCAUUUUUAGUGAUGUAAACGUGGAGCAUCGUAGUUCAAACGAUACUCCGCGAUUCCGGGGUCAUUUUCAAUGAUUUCUACCUCAAAAUUCAUCAUUUUUCACGGUGUAAACGCGGAGUAUCGUAGUUUUCACCCAAUUUCUUCCAGAAAACGCGUAAAAAUGGAAUUUUCCGAAUCCAAAGCCUGGGCCCAGCCUUUCGAAGCCCAAUUCUCCUCAAUCGAACAACGACUUCGAGAUUCGACCUAUAAAAUCCUGAUGGGCACCAAAUAUUAUGCGUGUGCUGAGGAAAACAUCAAAAAAGAGUUGAGAAGUCAAAUUUGCCAACAUUUGGUGAGGAAAAACUACGACACUCCGCGUUUACACCGCGAAAAAUGAUGAAUUUUGAGCGGAAAACGAUACUCCACGAUUACGCGGUCAUUUUCCAUGAUUUUUAGCUCAAAAUGCACCAUUUUUCACGGCGUAAACGCGGAGCAUCGUUGUUUUUCCUUGUAGCUCAACUGGAAACUCGAAAAUCGCCCAAUUUUACCGGAAAACUACGAUGAACGCCUCCGUGAACUAUUGAAUUUGUACCAGAAAGUUAGCUACAAAAAAAGUUUGACGACUAAAAAUGUGCUGAAACGACUGAUGAGAAUGAGCCGAAAAUUCUGGAAAACGAUGGAAUUUCGAGGAUUACGGUAAGAUUUUGGGGGAAAUGGGCCAAAAAUCGAGAAAAAUGGCCUAGAAUUGGCCUAGAAACGUGAAAUUUGGAAUCCUAGGCCAUCAUUUGGUUUUCUAGGCCAUUUUUCGGUUUUCUAGGCCAUUUUUUGGAUUUCUAGGCCAUUUUUCGGUUUUCUAGGCCAUUAUUUGGAUUUCUAGGCCCUUUUUGAUUUUCUAGGCCAUCAUUUGGGUUUCUAGGCCAUGAUUUGGAUUUCUAGGCCAUAAUUUGGGGUUCAAGGCCAUGAUUUACGUUUUUAGGCCAUUUUUGGGUUUCUAGGCCAUUUUUUGGAUUUCUAGGCCAUUUUUUGGUUUUCUAGGCCAUGAUUUGGGUUUCUAGGCCAUGAUUUGGAUUUCUAGGCCAUGAUUUGAGUUUCUAGGCUAUUUUUCGGGUUUCUAGGCCAUUUUUCGGUUUUCUAGGCCAUGAUUUGGAUUUCUAGGCCAUUUUUCGAUUUUCUAGGCCAUGAUUUGGAUUUCUAGGCCAUUUUUUGGUUUUCUAGACCAUUUUUCGGUUUUCUAGGCCAUUUUUUGGAUUUCUAGGCCAUUUUUUGGAUUUCUAGGUCAUUUUUCGGAUUUCUAGGCCAUUUUUCGGUUUUCUAGGACAUUUUUCGGAUUUCUAGGCCAUGAUUUGGAUUUCUAGGCCAUCUUCAGGCUUUUUGGGCUCAUUUUCAUCGAUUUUUUGCAGACCCGAAGGAAAUUUGGACGAAUUCGAGAGAAAUUUCGAAUUUUGCCGAAAUCAGCUCGAAAAUCAGGCGGAAAUCUACGAAAUUCAAAUGCGCGAAAAAGAUCAGCGAAAUUUGGAUUUUGUGUGAGUUUUUGGGCCUAAAAAUGGCCUAGAAAUGGCCUAGAAAGCCUAAUUUUUGUUCCAGAUAUCAAGGAAGACCAAAUUCGCCCGAAAAUCCGGAAAUUUCCAGCCAAAAUGCAUAUUUUCAACAAAAUUUGUGAGUUUUUAGGGGAAAAACGGCCUGAAAUAGGCCCAUUUUAGGCCUGGUAGGCUUUUCAGGCUCAUUUUAGGCCUUUCAGGCUUUUCAGGCUUUUUUUUUUAUUUUAGGCCUAAUUUCUUCUUCCAGAUAUGAUCCUCAAAUGUACAGUACUCCAAAUACGUGUCAAUUUUUCCCAAGGUAAAUUUUGGCGCCAAAAUUUUUUUUUUCAAAAAAUUCAAAUUUUUUUCAGCUCAACAUCUCAACCAACUCAGAAAUUUGCAAGUUUUCCCGAAUUUUUUUAA